Cyphellophora attinorum is the source of this 1698-nucleotide messenger RNA. RefSeq names its product Choline oxidase. The transcript has 2 exons. The coding region runs from base 1 to 1698 and encodes 565 amino acids. The record is from RefSeq and is a predicted model, not a curated record. NCBI's taxonomy places the organism in Eukaryota, Fungi, Ascomycota, Eurotiomycetes, Chaetothyriales, Cyphellophoraceae. Gene Ontology annotation, molecular function: flavin adenine dinucleotide binding; oxidoreductase activity, acting on CH-OH group of donors.
AUGAUUACGAACGAGCUGCCCGCAAGCGAUAUUGCUAGCUAUGACUACCUCAUCGUUGGUGGUGGCACAGCAGGCUGUGUCAUAGCUUCUCGCCUAGCUGAAUAUCUACCGCACAAGCGCAUUCUUCUGAUCGAAGCUGGCCCAAGCGAUUUUAUGGACAACCGCAUACUCGAGUUAAAGAAGUGGUUGAACCUGAUAGGCGGCGAUCUAGACUUUGACUACACCACGACUGAACAACCCAUGGGCAACUCUCAUAUACGGCACUCAAGAGCAAAGGUCCUGGGCGGCUGUUCUUCUCAUAACACAAUGAUCAGUUUCAGUCCCUUUGCUUAUGAUAUGGAGAUCUGGCAGUCUCUCGGCGCAAAAGGCUGGACUUUUGACGAAAUGGCCCGCAUAGUAACACAACGCCUUCGUAACACAAUUCAGACUGUUGAUGAACGUCACCAAAGUCAGCUUUGCCGCGACUGGCUCGAUUCAUGCUCACAAGCAAUGAAGAUCCCGAUAAUUCAAGAUUUCAAUAAGCAUAUCAACAACACUGGAGGGUUGACCAAGAGUUGUGGCUUCCUUCCUAUUGCAUACAAUCCUGAUAAUGGUCACCGUUCAUCUGCCUCAGUUGCCUACAUCCAUCCACUUCUACGUGGUGACGAAAAAAAGCCUAAUUUGACAAUAUUGACGAAUGCUUGGGUCAGCAAGAUCAAUGUCUCAAAGGGCACAGCCAGCUGUACCGGUGUCGAUGUCAAGCUUCAAAAUGGUCAGCAUUAUAGCCUUGCUGCAAGAGCUGAGACUAUUCUCUGUGCAGGUGCUAUUGACACACCUCGGCUUAUGCUGCACUCAGGUCUUGGGCCUACCUCAGACCUUGAGAAGCUCUCCAUCCCUGUGGUUCAGGAUCUCCCUGGUGUUGGCCAGAAUCUACAGGAUCACCCUGAGACACUCAUUAUGUGGGAGCUUAAGAAGCCCGUUCCGCGCCAAACCACGAUGGACACUGAUGCGGCUAUUUUCCUCCGACGUGAAGCGCCCAAUGCCGCAGCCACAGCCUCUCCACAAUCUCCCUUUAACCCUCGCAACCUUCCUGAUGAUGAGGUCGCUGACGUUAUGAUACACUGCUAUCAGGGCGCCUUUACAUUCAACACUGAUCGUCUUGGCUACAAAGCGCCACCAGAAGGCUAUGCAUUCUGUAUGAACCCAAAUAUUCCUCGUCCACGCUCACGCGGUCGACUUUACCUUACGUCUAACGACCCAUCUAUCAAGCCAGCACUUGAUUUCCAAUACUUUACAGAUAAGGGUGGUUAUGACGCUGCAACAUUUGUGUACUGUAUGCGUAUGGCUCGGAAGAUCGCACAACAGAGCCCUUUCAAGGACUGGAUUAAGUGUGAAGUGGCACCUGGUCCAGAGCUAAAUACAGAUGAAGAAUUGAGUGAGUACGUAAGGAGGGUAGCGCAUACAGUAUAUCACCCCUCAGGUACCACCAAGAUGGGUGAUCUUGCGAAGGAUGACAUGGCAGUCUGUGAUCCAGAGAUGAGGGUCAAGCAUAUCGAGGCUUUGAGGAUUUGUGACGCAGGCUUAUUUCCAGCGCUGACAAGCGUCAAUCCUAUGGUUACAGUACUCUGUGUUGCAGAAAUAGGGGCGGAGAUGGUGGCCAGACAGGCUGGAUGGGACGGGAAGACGGGUGUUGAACAGGUUCUAGAUCACAAGUUGUAG